Messenger RNA from Venustampulla echinocandica, 1848 nucleotides. Its product is annotated as p-loop containing nucleoside triphosphate hydrolase. Gene Ontology annotation, molecular function: ATP binding; ATP hydrolysis activity. Gene Ontology annotation, cellular component: mitochondrial matrix. The transcript has 2 exons. Gene Ontology annotation, biological process: protein catabolic process; proteolysis. The coding region runs from base 1 to 1848 and encodes 615 amino acids. Lineage: Eukaryota; Fungi; Ascomycota; Leotiomycetes; Helotiales; Pleuroascaceae. The record is from RefSeq and is a predicted model, not a curated record.
AUGCCCAUCCUCGGCCGGGCUGUCAUCCUCACGUCGACAUCAUCCCUCCCUAUCAUUGUUAUUCGGCCGCAAAUAAAUUGCCGCUCGCUAUCUACCACCGCCUCGUUCUCCCUAUCCCAGAACUCCAACUCCAACUCCCACUUUCACCGCUCCGACUUCCAAGGGAAUGGGUACUCCACCAUCUAUGAGCCCGGACAACCAACAAAGGGACCUCUGGCCCAGUCAUCACGCUAUGGGGUACUGCGGCUCACUCCAUUGCUCCUGAAAGAGCAUCUUGAUAAGUUUGUUGUUGGGCAAGACAAGGCGAAGAAAGUCACCAGUGUGGCAAUCUACAGCCAUUACCAACGCAUCCGCGAGAUCCGGCGGCAAGAAUUAGAGGAGCAGGAACGGCGGGCUCAGAAAGCAAGACAGGAAUGGAGAGAGCGAGAACCGAUUUCCCAUCCAGUUGAAAAUGAAUAUCCUGGCCAUCCUGAGACUGUUAAUCUCAAUGCCAGCCAAAAACCAGAGGCAGAGAUUGGGACCAGGCCGUUGGAAGACCUCAAUACUACCAUCAUAGAGAAAUCAAAUCUCCUGCUUCUUGGCCCUUCAGGCGUAGGAAAGACAUAUAUCCUCCAAACGCUUGCUCGGGUCCUCGAAGUUCCCUUUGCUACUGUAGACUGCUCGUCUCUUACGCAAGCGGGGUAUAUUGGAACGGACAUUGAGUCAUCGAUCGAGCGGCUCCUCCUUGCGUCUUCCCACUCAAUCUCAAAAUGUGAGGCGGGCAUCAUAUUCUUCGACGAGGUUGACAAGCUAGCUAAACCAGCCGUCAUGACCCACGGCCGUGAUGUCUCAGGAGAGGGCGUUCAGCAGGGCCUUCUCAAGAUGAUAGAAGGCACUACCGUGACAGUAAAUGCCAAACCAGACCGCAAUUCCAAGACAGAAAAUGCGUCGGGCUUUCGAGGAGGAUCAGAAAGGGUAGAGCGUGGAGGAGCGCAAGGAAUGACAGGUAAUCAAACCGGGAAAAGCGAACAAUACACCAUCGACACCUCUAACAUCCUAUUCGUCUUCGCCGGUGCCUUCGUCGGUCUUGAGAAGAUAAUCAGUAAACGCCUAUCCUCGGGCUCAUCCAUCGGCUUCGGUGCUCAACUACGUAGCACAGAACCACCUCCCGUCUCUAAACCAUCACACGGCACCCAAAAACACCACUUCCCCCAACCUCCACCACCAAACACUCUUGCCCACGUAACAACGGCAGAUCUCCAGGCCUACGGCCUGAUCCCCGAACUUCUCGGCCGCAUCCCGAUAACCGUCUCCCUAGCGCCCCUCUCUCUCCCCCAAUUAGUAUCCAUCCUCACGGAACCGCGCAACUCUCUCGUGAAGCAAUACACAGCACUCUUCAAUACGUUUGGCGUGCAAUUACGCUUCACGACCGCGGCUUUACAUGCUAUUGCCUCAAAAGCCCUCGGAGUCGCCGCAAACAACAACAACGAUGGCACUAAAUCCCCUUCGGAAACUGCAGCAGCAGGAGGAGGAAUCGGCGCCCGCGGCCUACGCUCGAUCCUCGAGUCAGUGCUGCAGGAAACCAUGUUCUGGGCUCCCGGAUCUAGCAUCCGUUUCUGCCUCAUCGACGAGCAUUUCGUAGAGUCCCAUUACUCCUCCCCCUCUCGAGGCCAUGAUUCUGGCGUUGACGAGGAAGGGGGAGAUAAGGAUAAAGCCAAAAUGCCACGCUGUUGGUCUAGAGGCCAGAGCCAGCUUUUCGAGGAGGCGUAUGAGAAGGAGGAGUUGGACUGGGAUGCUAGAGUAAACGGUGGUCCUGUGACCCAUGGGGGGUUUGAGCAGUUCAGGGAGGUAGGGAGUUCGGGGAUGUAG